Molecule: messenger RNA, 4203 nt
Organism: Patella vulgata (common limpet)
Lineage: Eukaryota; Metazoa; Mollusca; Gastropoda; Patellidae
Product: ultra-long-chain fatty acid omega-hydroxylase
Exons: 12
Coding region: 476-1786 (436 amino acids)
Molecular function (GO): heme binding; monooxygenase activity; iron ion binding
Source: RefSeq, a predicted model, not a curated record
AUGACCAUUUUAUAUUUGUAAACUAUAAGAAUAAUGAUUAGGAAUUGAAUAAUAUUACGAGACAAAUAUAGUCAGUACAACCCCACCCAACUAUGUCCCUUCGCGUCACAGUUUAUUUUUCAGUUCCCCAUCCAAGGGAAACAACUGUAAAUGAAAUGACUCUUGACCUAUUUGCAAUGCCUAAAAUAAGAACGAAACUAAAGAAAAUAAAGAGACCAAGAUUAUAAAUUAACCAUCAUAGAGAAGUUGAAGUGUUGUGAAGAUUGAAUCAUGGCGUCUCUAGAUAUGUAUCUAUACUGUGGACUGACGCUCGUAUUAGCAUACUUAAUUUAUAGAUGUUCUACCUUAGUAACCGGCUACAUGCAAUGGUUGAAACUAAACAACAAUUUUGUUCAUUUACCGUUCCACUGGUUUUUAGGAACUUUACACUUGGUUGAUUAAAAACUUCAAGGAUGUGUUUGUUAUACACGAGUCAAUGGUUAAAGCAGGUCAUAAGGUCAUAUUAUACUGGUUCGGUCCAUAUAGACCUGUUUUAGCCACAGUUCAUCCAGAAACAGUCAAAGUCAUCUUGAAAUCUACAGCCCCUAAAUCCAAGGGACUUUUAGGAUACACUUUAAUGGUGCCCUGGCUAGGUGAUGGGUUAUUGACAAGUGAUGGUAAAAAAUGGGAGAGAAAUCGAAAACUUUUAACAGCUGCUUUUCAUUUUGAAAUAUUACAGCCUUAUGUUGGUGUUUAUAACAGUGUAACAGAUAUAUUAAUGAAAAAGUUAGAGAAAACAAAUGGUGAAUUUAUUGAAGUGUUUGAACCGGUUAGUUUGGCCACAUUAGAUAGCAUGUUACAGUGUGCAUUCUCGUAUCAAGGAAAUAUACAACAGCUCGGAGUACAUCAUCCCUAUGUUGUUUGUGUUCAGAGAAUGGGUUGUCUGAUUUUAAGAAGGAGUGUGAGUUUAGUGAAUUUGAUUACACCAAUCUAUAAACUAACUAAAGAAGGUAAAGAGUUCUAUAAAAUGUGUGAUUAUGUUCAUCAGUUUUCACAAGAAAUUAUCAACAAGAGAAAACUUCAACUGCAAAAAGUAUCAGAAGAAGAAUUAAAGGAGAGACGUAAUCUAGAUUUCCUGGAUAUCUUAUUGACAGCUAAAGAUGAAAAUGGUGAAGGUUUGUCUGAUAUAGAAAUAAGAGAUGAAGUUGAUACUUUCUUAUUUGAAGGUCAUGAUACGACAGCAUCAGCUAUUAGUUGGUGUUUUUAUGCAUUGGCCCGGUACCCAAAAAUACAGGAGAAAGUUUAUGCUGAUGUUUCUAGAGUUUUAGAUGUUUCUGCUGAUCUUCAAUGGAAAGAUCUGGCAGAGUUCACGUUUUUACCACUGUUUAUUAAAGAAACGUUGAGAUAUUUUUCACCUGUACCGACCAUCAGUCGACAGGUCAAGGAUCCAAUCGUAAUCGACAAUGUCAGGAUACCAAAAGACACGAUCAUCGAUAUACACAUGGUUCAUAUUCAUCAUAAUCCUAAUAUAUGGACAGAUCCCCAGGAAUUUAAACCAGAAAGAUUUACCACAGAGGCCAUUGAUAGUCGAGAUCCAUAUGCAUUUGUUCCAUUUUCUGCUGGACCAAGAAAUUGUAUUGGUCAGAAUUUUGCCAUGAAUGAGAUUAAGACUGUGAUUAGUCGAGUCAUACACAGAUUCCGUGUAGAAUACGAUGAGACGAGAAUACCUGAAACGAUACCUGAAUUAGUAACACGAGCUAAAGAUGGGUUAUUUUUACGAUUUAUACCCAGAAUGCUUGAAGAAUAAAUACAGGAAGUAGAAGCUAUAGCCAGCAUAUAAACCAGUUCUUAUUCUCCAACUUACACUAUUUUGCCUACACCGGGGUGGGUUUUUUUUUUGUUUUUUUUUGUUUUUUUAGGACUUCGAAUUUUGUCUAAUGGUUUGGAUUGUUCGUACUUGGUUUUAUUUUUUAUUUAUAGCCAAGUAUAUAAUAUACCUCAUGUAGCCAGGUAUAUACCCCAUGUAGCCAGGUAUAUAUCUCAUGUAGCCAGGUAUAUAUAUACCUUAGGCAGCCAGGUACCCCAUGUAGCCAGGUAUAUACCUCAUGUUAAAUAAAGACUACAAUGAAUAGACUGAAUUUUGCAUUUAAACUCUUUGUAAUAAAUAUUUAUCGGUUAUAAUAAAUGUUUAUCGGUUAUAAUAAAUAUUUAUCGGUUAUAAUAAAUGUUUAUCGGUUGUAAUAAAAUGCUAUGAUUGUUAUCAUUAGAAAGAUAAUUGAGCACUGAAUUGGUUGAUUUUAAUAAUUUUUUAUUUUUCAAAUAUUAGAUGUGCAGCACCAACAUUGUUAAUUGUGUUUAGCAACAAUUGCUGGAUUGUGCUAUUUGUAAUAAUUCAAGUGGGUGGGGGUAUGUUCACCUCGAUUUUAUUAUUAUUUACAAACAGAAACAUUUUCUUGAAGUGGUAAAACAUAAACCAUUUAGAAAUAUAAGCAAUGGAUGGCUAGAAAGGCCUUUGAACCUUUGUCUGCCAUCCAACCUUGUGGGUUUUCUCCGGGUCCGCCGGUUUCCUCCCACUGCUAAAGACCCCUACGCGCAAGCGAAUUAUGUAAAUAAAAUUAAACCAUAUGUUAGUCCCGAAAUGACCUAGUUUGGUCAAGUGGACGUUAAACCCCAUUUCUCUCUCCCUCUCUUUGUCUGCCAUGUUAUAUAUUGUAAUGUAAUAUUAUAGUUUAGUCUUGUAUUGUUAUAUUAUAGUUAGUCUUGUAUUAAUAUUAUAUCAAUAUACUAACAUAUAUUAUAUAUACCAUAAUAAUUUUCAUUACCAUAAUAAUGUGAUAACCAACAUAUUGUGAUAAUAAUUUUCAUUUCUGCAAAUAUCUCAUUUACAUCUAUAAUUGCUAAAAUCACCUGAAUUUGAUCAAACCUCUGUUGAUGAGAGCAGGAAUUAUUUACCAGAUUGUUGUUUUAUAAAACUUUCAGAACGAUCACCUAUAAAUAAAUACAUCCUUGUUAUUACUUCACAUCAUAUUUCCAACUAUUUGUCAAAUUGUCGUAACUCGGUACACAAAAAUAUGACGGUGGAUUUCUUUAAAUGGACUGUAUGAGAUUUUUUCCUGGUUGAUACAUCGAACCGUAAAUGAUCAAUCUUGUAUCUUUAAAUGGACUGUAUGAGAUGUUUUUCCUGGUUGAUACAUCGAACCGUCAAUGAUGAAUCUUGUAUCCUGGUUGAUACAUCGAACCGUCAAUGAUCAAUCUUGUAUCCUGGUUGAUACAACGAACCGUCAAUGAUCAAUCUUGUAUCUAUAAAUGGACUGUAUGAUCAAUCUUGUAUCCUGGUUGAUACAUCGAACCGUCAAUGAUCAAUCUUGUAUCUUUAAAUGGACUGUAUGAGAUUUUAUCUUGUAUCUUUUAUAGAAAAACAGUUACAAAGUUUUUAAUCUCUCCUGUAAUCAACUCUCUAGACCAUCUCUCCUGUAAAGUUAGGAAAAAAACGAGAUACGACCUUUUGCAACUUCACCGACGAUAGGCAAUACGAUCUAUGCUCUUUGAGGGGUGGGAUCUAUGCUCAUUGUGGGGUGGGAUUAUGGAUGACACCCUAGAUUUGGAACCGCAACCACCCUAUUCACCGCUUCUAGAUCCGCUACUGGCCUUACCUUAACAUCCUAUCAAUGUAUAACAGUAAAUGUGAUACAAACUAUAACAUUGUAUAGCCCAGCUUAUUUUAGCAAAAGUUGCUCAGUUAAUGAAAAAACACCCUCAUGUGUCUUAGAAGUCAUACAGAUGGCAUGACCCUUAAUUCUAUGAAGAUCAAAUUGGUAAAUAAUUUCUUGCGCAUCUUUAUUCGUGUCUUACUUCACUCAUCUUUCAGGCCUAGGUUUUUGGGGUAGGGACUCCAGAACAUGAACCUACCAAAUAUGCCUUUAAGUGAUGAAGAAGUGCAGAGUAAAUUUGGGUUCUCGUCAACAUGUUUUGGGGUAGCGGAUUCGCGAAAAUAGUAUAAGGAACCAUACCACCGGGCAUAUCUUCAAAGGAAAUAAUGGGCCCAAAAACAUUAAUUUUGAGACUAAAAUUGCUAUUUUAUGAUAAAACAAUGCAGAGUUAUGCCCCUUUAUAAAUUUGGAUUCUGGGCAGCAUGUUUCUCGGGUAAUGAAAUCCCCGAAAAUAGUCCAAAAGAGCACUGUCCACCUACCAAAACCAUGCCAAAUAAAAGUUUGACCCCGACAA